This is a messenger RNA of Oryza sativa Japonica Group (Japanese rice), 1513 nucleotides long. RefSeq lists its product as uncharacterized. NCBI's taxonomy places the organism in Eukaryota, Viridiplantae, Streptophyta, Magnoliopsida, Poales, Poaceae. The record is from RefSeq and is a predicted model, not a curated record.
GGUGGCUCGGCUCUGCACUGCAGUAAGAGUUUCACGAAGAAAAGGUUCGAGCAGUCAGGCGCGCGUGGGUGGGCACUGGCCACUGCUCUUGCAACGGUCACUUUGCUCGCGUUGGCCCCACUCGUCAGUCGCAGCUGCCGCAGCGCUCACGGACACGGUGCAGUGCUCAUCACUCUCCACCUGUCCACGGACCACCACCACCUCGAUCGUCGUCGGCGACCGGAUCGAACCUCUUCUUCUUCCUCUUCUUUUCUGUCGAGUUGCGCAUCCAUCCAUCCCAAGAAACUCGCUGCUUCGAUUUUGUUCACAUUCUCUCAACUCUUGUUGUUUCUUCCAUCCCAUCCCAUCCAUUGGCUGCUUCUCUUCAAUCUCUGGUUUGGCUGCGACUGCGACUGCGAGCGAGGUGGUUGAUGGGGAAGAAGAGGGGGGCAGCCGCGGCGCCGCCCGUCUUCCCGUUCCCGGCGGCCGACGACGACGACGACGACCCCCGCCUCCGGUGCUUCUUCUCCCAUGCCACGGCGAAGCGGGCGGCGGCGGCGGCGACGAGGCGCCACCACCAGCAUCAGCCGCCGCCAAUGGAGUCCGCGCGGUUCAAGCUCCAGAAGCCCAUCUCCAAGAAACACCACCACAAGAAACAGCAGCAGCGCCGCCGGUGGUGGAGCUCCGCCCUUCUCUUCUUCAGGCGCGGCGGCUCCUCCUCCUCCUCCUCCUUCGACGACGACGAUGCCACCGCCUCCGUUGAGUACCCGUCCUCCUACAGCACGGCCGCGUUGUCUCCGGCAGGACCACUGUACCUCGCCGCCGUCGAAGACGACGAUGACGACGGAGCGGCGGCGGCGUGCGCGUGCUGGGCGCCGGCCAUGCGGUCCGGCGGGCGCCACCUCGCGGCCUCCGAGCUCGGCGCGUCCGCCUCCGUGCUCCCCUACGUCAGCCUCAGGGACAGCGCCGGCGUCGCCGGAGGAGCUCGUGCUCCUCCGGCGAUGCCCAUCUACCUCGUGACGUGACCAUGGCAGCAUUGGCAUCAUGGCAUGGCUGUCUUUUUUUUUCUUUCCAUUUUAGGGUUAACUCUGACAAAUAUGGCCCACAUGUCAGUGACACUAGUGGCCGCCGGAUGAUGGCUGACCUGACACCGGUCGUCCAAAGUGGUCAAAGUAGACUUUUCUAACUCUGGUUUUCGCAGAAAUGUGCUUUUUCUUUAUUGGUGGCUGGAUUUUGUUUGAAAAGUACAGCCCGUUCUUCGGUUGUGGGGUCAGUCAGCAAUGUAUGUGUCUAUUGUACUUGUUCUCCUGUGCAUUCGUCGUGCAUAAACUCUUUAGGUUAGUAUUAAAAAACGUGAAUUAUCUAAUAUUAAAUAAUUAGAAGAGGUGAGGUUUCGAAUCCAGGUCGUCUAGCCCAUUACCUUGUGGAGCUAGCUGAAAGACCCCUGUAUGUUUCUCCUCUUCAUGUUAGUAUUAUCUUAUUGGCUUCAUGUUCUAUUUGUUGGAAUGAUUAAACUUGUAUAAUGAACAACAAC